Molecule: messenger RNA, 2223 nt
Organism: Hevea brasiliensis (rubber tree)
Lineage: Eukaryota; Viridiplantae; Streptophyta; Magnoliopsida; Malpighiales; Euphorbiaceae
Product: zinc-finger homeodomain protein 6
Exons: 2
Coding region: 1100-2146 (348 amino acids)
Biological process (GO): regulation of developmental process; regulation of DNA-templated transcription
Cellular component (GO): nucleus
Molecular function (GO): DNA-binding transcription factor activity; transcription cis-regulatory region binding
Source: RefSeq, a predicted model, not a curated record
AGAGAGAGAGAGAGAAUCUGACACGCUAGAAAGGACAAAAACUGUGUUGUGGACCAGAGUAUUCCUACUUUUAUUCUCUUCACAAAGACCACAGGGAAAAGGAAGCCCUUUUGUUCUCUCUUUCUCUCUCGUUAUUUUAGGUUAAACGCUUGCUUAAGAGCUUCUCUAAUUGGGGUUUCAACUCUAAUAUAUAGCACAAAACUGAGACUCUUUAGCCUGUGGACUUGAGGUUUGCAGGAAGAUUCCAGGCAACCAAACCAAACGAUAAAGCCUUAUAUAUUUCUCUUUCUCUUUCCCUCUUUUUGCUGUUUUGCACUUAAAAAACACUUGGUUUAGGGUUGCAGCCUUGCAGAGAGUGGUGCAGAAAGAGACAGAGAGAGAAAGAGAGAGAGAGAGGGAGAGGCAAUAAUUAGGAGCUGGACUAGUGUGCAGGCUAUGGAAGAGAAAUAGCAUGACCUUGUCGGUUGUUCUGCAAGAGUUCUCUUCUUCCGGAUGUCAUCCACCUCUUGUCCUUGUCACUGUUUUUUUUAGUACAAAGGCCACAAAACCAAUCCGCCCCGUUACUUUGAUUAAUGGAUUUUAGGGGAUUGGAUGGGAUUUUGGGAAACAGCCUUCUUAUCCAUCUCUCUCAAACUUUUCGCCUCUCCUUUUCUGAUUUUUCUUCCUUAAUCGCUUCUGCAACUAUCAGCUUCAUGGUGCAAUUACAGCUUCAUUACUUCAAAUCUACAGUUUAAUUGAUCAAGAUAGGGUUUUGCAGAAAAUAAUCUCUCUUCCAAGUCAUCUAAUCAUACAAGUCUAUAUAUUGCUCAAUCACUUGCUUACGUCUUUAGGAAUAAGGUUGAAAUCAAUGAUAUGGGUUGGUGGGUUUUCAGCCAUAAACGUCAAAAUCAGAAUAAGGAAGGAGAAUAAUCUUGAGUGAUUAGUUCUUUGAUGAUCAUCUUUGUUCUGGGAGUGGAUGGGCUAAACUAGGGUUGAAAGGUUCAAAGGAAGAUGCCAUGGUUUUGACAGAGAUAAUCAGGAAGAUGAUGACGAUUUGAGAAGUGGAGGGUACUAGAUAUCAAGACUUAGGUUCAAAGCUUUUAUCUCGCAGAUCAGUUUGAUGGAACUGAGAGGCCAAGAGAAGGAGAUGCCAAGCUCUCUGGAUUACAAUACACCUAAUAGAGAUUCCUCCUGCAAAAUCCCUUCUGCUUCUAUAAUUUCAGCCUUCGGAGCAACAAAAAGUGAUCAUCGUCAUCAAACCGUUACACCUCAAACUCUUGAACACCAUCUUCCACUUAAUCUGCAACAUCAAACUCUCAAACCAGCUAGAGAUCCUGACCAAACCCCAGAUCCAACUCCGGCUCCACUUUCACUUCCAAUUGCUGCCACAAGAGCAACAUCACUUACUGCCAGUAGAUCCAUUUCUAGAUCACCGCCACCACCACCAGCAUCAACAGCUAUCGCCACCGCAUCGACAACAUCAGUUAGAUAUCGAGAAUGUUUGAGAAAUCACGCAGCAAACAUGGGAGGAAUCGUCGUCGAUGGAUGUGGAGAAUUCAUGCCAAGCGGCGAGGAGGGCACCCCAGAAGCGUUGAAAUGUGCAGCUUGUGAAUGCCAUAGGAACUUCCAUAGAAAAGAGAUUGGUGGGGAAAAGCCACAAUGCGCAGCCAAUUGUUACUACACAAACAAUAACCAAAGAAACACAUUACCCCUUCCUCAACAACUUGCCACUUCACUUCCUCAACCGCAAGCUUCUGUUCAUCAAUAUCAUGGGUACCCUCAUGGGUUUUCUAUGACCCCCUCCACGGCCCCAAUUGCACCCAUGAUGAUGACCUUCGGUGGGAGGGGGAGUGGUGGUACGGAGUCAUCAAGUGAAGAUAUCAAUAUGUUUCAGUCAAAUUUGCAAGGAGCAAGAUCUAUGCAACCAUCGUCGUUGAAGAAGAGGCUUAGGACAAAGUUUAGCCAAGAACAGAAGGACAAGAUGAUGGAAUUUGCAGAAAGAUUGGGAUGGAAGAUCCAGAAACAAGAUGAGCAAGACGUACAGCAGUUCUGCUCACGAGUAGGCUUAAAGAGAAAAGUUUUCAAGGUUUGGAUGCAUAACAACAAACAAUCCAUGAAAAAAGCAAAUGUAAGCACAAUUGAAACCCUUGAAAAACAUAUUUUAUGAUGAUAUAUUUGUGACUACAAUUAUAGAUUAGAUGUGCAUUUCGAAUAAAAGUGAUGAUCAAUAGAGGUUAGCACUCA